UUUUUUAAUAGAUAAAAUUUUGAUUCUUUUACAGCCCCUUGUGUAAUAGUCUAAUAGAUAGUGUGUUGAUAAAUGCCAUCUCAGAAUCACAAAUUUUCAUUCUCCAUUUUCUGAUUCUUGCAUUGAUUAUCAAAAAUGAGAACAAAACCCAUCACAAGUCCAGGCAGAACGGAGAAAUUCCCACCACCAUUAAUGAGAUUUUUAAGAAGUAAUGGAGGAAGUAAAAGUACUAGAAGAACAUCUUCAUCUUCUACUCGUUCAAGUCCACUGUUUAUCAGAAAAAAGAAUAGUGCUAAUGUUGAAACUACUACUCAAGAACCCACUUCUCCAAAAGUUACUUGUAUGGGUCAAGUUAGAGCUAAGAAAAAAUCUAAAAAUGGAAGCAGAAGCAAAGAUUCAUCACCAAAUAAAUGGUUUUGUUGGAGUUGGAGUUGGAAGAGUAAGAAAAAAUCUCUGUUUUUCUGUAAUUGUUCUUGUUCUUUUUGUUCUAAAUCUGUUUUUAGAAGUUGGUUCUUGUGUUGUUCAUCACAAGAUAAAGUUGAUGAAACUGUGCUUGAAGUUGGGAGAAAUGAAGAACCAAGAGAUAAACAGGAAGAGGUUGAGGAUGAAGAUGAAGAAGAAGAAAGCAAGGGUUUUGUGAGUACAACAGCAGCAGGAUCACAUUCACCACCAAAGAAUGCAUUGUUUCUAAUGAGAUGCAGGUCAGAUCCAUGUAAAAAUUCCUCAAUGUCAAUGUUCAGUAGAUUUAGUGAUAGUAGUACAGAUCAAAAUUAUAUUACCAAUACUGAAAGUAGUAAAGAAAUUGAGAAACCCACAUUGGAAAAUCUAGUAACUGAUUACGAGGAAAAGAUUGAGUCAUGUGAAACUUCAUCAAGUAGCAGUGAGAGGAGAAGAAGUAGCAGUACAGUAAUCAAAGAUGAAGUAGUAUCAGUAGUAGAUGAUGAAGAAAAGGAAGAAGGAGUACCACUGACAUUAACAAGAUGUAAAUCAGAACCAACAUUUACAAGAUUAAUGAAAGUUGAUGAUGAAACUGAGAAUCAGAAGAAGAGAAAUUCAGAGUCUAAAUGAAGAAAAAAAUGUCCAUCUCAUACUUUUAUUAUUAACUUAUACAUUUUGUGAUAUAAUCUUUUUGGUUUCACUUUCCAAAGUUCUGUUUUUCUCUUUUAUAUGAUCUUUAGUUUCUUGUUUAAUGGAGAUAUGGGGAUGGAUGUACAGUGAGAGAAGAAUCUCUCAACAAUGGAGGAAAGAGAGAGGGAGAGUAUUAAAUGUGCAAUGAUACUAUUACACAGCCUCUACCAAACAAAAGACUGACUUAAAACUGUAUUUAAGUAAUAUUUGUUUGGUGAUGAAUGAUAUGUAGAAUCAGAUACGUUAUAUAUAUAGAUUUAUUGGAUU
Messenger RNA from Papaver somniferum (opium poppy), 1395 nucleotides. RefSeq lists its product as uncharacterized. NCBI's taxonomy places the organism in Eukaryota, Viridiplantae, Streptophyta, Magnoliopsida, Ranunculales, Papaveraceae. Bases 136 to 1068 code for a protein of 310 amino acids. The record is from RefSeq and is a predicted model, not a curated record. The transcript has a single exon.